Messenger RNA from Fusarium redolens, 986 nucleotides. Its product is annotated as complex I intermediate-associated protein 30-domain-containing protein. Gene Ontology annotation, biological process: NADH dehydrogenase complex assembly. The coding region runs from base 232 to 888 and encodes 218 amino acids. NCBI's taxonomy places the organism in Eukaryota, Fungi, Ascomycota, Sordariomycetes, Hypocreales, Nectriaceae. The record is from RefSeq and is a predicted model, not a curated record. The transcript has 3 exons.
UACUCAAGUAAUUAAUUGAAACAUCAUGUCUGAGAAGCAGUUGCCUUUACAAGGAUAUUGAAGCUUAACUGACUGCUGUACGUAAUCAUCUCAACUGCCGACUUGGCGUGGUACUACGAGCAGACUCAAUUAUGUCAUCCAUUUAAGCAUCCGUUCAUGUCAAAACAUCAGGCAUCUCAAUUCACUCAUUUCACUUCACUUCCUUCAAUUGACAGUUGAAAACAAAGUAAAAUGUCAAACAGUCUACAAUACAUCUUCGGUGGCCCCAAGGCAUGGGACAGUGGUCUCUGGACCGCCUCAGAUGAUCGCGUCCGUGGCGGCUCUAGCAUCUCACACCUCUACACUAACCCCGCGCAGGCCAAGUUCUACGGCCAUCUUGACACCAAGACUCUCGGAGGCGCUGGUUUUGCUUCGCAGCGCACAAUCGGCGACCUGGCCCUCGAUCUCUCCUGCACAGAGGGUAUAAAGCUCUCCCUUGGCUGGGACAGCUCGGACCAGACUUUCACGCUCAACGUCAAGGACACCAUCCCUGGAAAGAGGGAGGAUGGAAGAGAUGAGGCUGGUGUGAGCUGGGAGGUGGACUUUAAGGCGCCCGAGAAUGGGGGAGAGAUUUUCAUGAAGUGGGAUGAGUUCAAGGCGACGUAUCGUGGCAGGGAAGUUGAGGAUCCUGAGCCGUUGAAGCUGAAUGAUAUCAAGAGGAUAUCUCUCAUGGCACGAAGCUUCUUUGAUAAGCAGGAUGGAGAUUUCAAGUUGUAUGUCAACUGGAUCGCUGCUGUCAAGAAGAAUAACGAUGACAGCGACGAUGACGGUGAUCUUAAGAAGCAUGCUCUUGAGCAGCGAUCUAACCCUCGUCCUGCAUGGAAGGCUCUGUUCUGCGGUCUUUUGUAAUCGUACUUGAUACCUUCAUCUUUAGUCACUCACCAUAAUCGGGUUUUAAAUACACAAAAGCAUUGCAUCAGGAUCAGCGCUCCCUUUAUCCCGAUGCC